Cyclocybe aegerita is the source of this 1440-nucleotide messenger RNA. Lineage: Eukaryota; Fungi; Basidiomycota; Agaricomycetes; Agaricales; Hemipholiotaceae. The record is from the annotation of a GenBank genome assembly.
AUGCUUCGAGCUUUUCCAGCAUCUUUACACCUAAGUUACGCAUUUUCAACGCCCAACGUCCCUCGAUUCACGUUCUCUAUCAUGGAAACGACGCGUCGGGUGACCCGUUCGGCUGCCGGAGCUGAUGAAAGGAUCUCCAGCUCACCUCCAAGAAAGAAAGCGAGACUGGCUAAUAAAGGAAGUGAGAUGCAUCUCGGAAAGGCUUCUGCCGGGCUGGACGCUAUGGGCAACAAAGAACCUGGAGAUGUUCCGACGAGCACGAGCAAGACACGGAAGACGAAAGCCAAGGCUGCAGAAACAGACAAGAGCGAGUUUCUUGAACGACUAGAAACGCCAUGGAAGAUUGGAGCACACGUUUCGUCUGCCGGAGGAGUCGAGAACGCGGUAGUCAACGCGGCGAUGACAGGUGCCAAUUCUUUUGCACUCUUCCUCAAAUCUCAACGGAAAUGGACAUCGCCGCCACUCUCGGAAAGUUCGAUAUCCGAAUUCAAACGACGAAUGAAGGAGUACGGUUAUACGAGCAACUUGGUGUUGCCUCACGGAAGCUACCUCAUCAACCUAGGCAACCCGGACCUAGAAAAACGGGAGAAAUCCUUCUCAUGCUUCCUCGACGACGUCAAGAGAUGCGAAGCUCUGGGUCUUGAGUUGUACAACUUUCACCCUGGUUCGACUGUAGGAGCAGCUACCCUCGAAGAGUCUAUUACUCACAUCGCCGAUUGCAUCAACCGCGCUCACACGGAGACGAAAGGCGUGACUAUCGUCCUAGAGAAUAUGGCCGGCGCGGGCAAUAUCAUUGGCGGCGAAUUUGCCCAUCUCGGAAGCAUAAUUGAGAAGGUUGAAGACAAGAGCCGCGUUGGAGUGUGCAUGGAUACAUGUCACGCGUUCGCUGCUGGUUAUGAUAUUAGGACGAAAGAGGGCUGGGGCAAGACAAUGGCCGAAUUCGAGGAAAAGAUCGGCCUUCAAUAUCUCCGCGGAAUGCACAUCAACGACUCUAAGACAGAGCAUGGGUCGCAUAGGGAUCGACACGAGAACAUUGGAUUAGGUCACCUAACACUCCAAGCUUUCAAACACGUCGUGCGCGACCCUCGUACACAAAACAUCCCGCUCAUCCUAGAGACGCCAAGCUUCGAGAAGGCUAAAGAGGUUUGGGGCGUGGAGAUCAAUGUCUUGGGUCGCCUGGCCGGCGCUUGCUCGGGGAGCGCAGAGUCGGCGGCGCCGUCAAAGUCGGAUGCAAAUUUCACGGAUGACUCGGAGCAGGCGCUACUGUCAGCCGAAAGCCAGCGCCCGCAGCAUGAGGCGCUCGUCGAGGAAGUGAGGGCAGCUGUCAAGCUUGCAGAAGCCUGUGCAAAACCGAAGAAAGUGAAGACGAAAAAUGCGGCCAAACGGAGAAGAAAGGGCGAGCAGGAUGAUGAUGAUAAUGACGACCACGAUGAGCAGUAA